Cottoperca gobio is the source of this 9236-nucleotide messenger RNA. RefSeq names its product glutamate receptor, ionotropic, N-methyl D-aspartate 2D, a (gene grin2da). Lineage: Eukaryota; Metazoa; Chordata; Actinopteri; Perciformes; Bovichtidae. The transcript has 18 exons. The record is from RefSeq and is a predicted model, not a curated record. Gene Ontology annotation, cellular component: membrane. Gene Ontology annotation, biological process: monoatomic ion transport. Gene Ontology annotation, molecular function: ligand-gated monoatomic ion channel activity; signaling receptor activity. The coding region runs from base 46 to 5700 and encodes 1884 amino acids.
GGAAGGGGAGUAACGGAUGCCGCUUCGUUGAAAGGAGUAGCUGCGAUGGCCUCGUUUUCCACCUCCUUCUCAUCGUCUCUGUCCCUGGCGGCGCUCGUUGGGGAGACGGUGAUGACGCCGUCAGGUCAGGCCAACGUCAUCUACCUGGCUGUGAAUGAGAGUAGCCCGGGGAGCCUGCUGUUACAGCUGUGUGAGCUGCUGGCCACCACACCACUGCAGGGAUUGGUGUUUGAGGAGGAGAGACCGCCGCCGCCAAACCGCGCCCCACUGGCCCCAAUGUUGGAGUUUGUCUCCGCUCAGACAGGGGUUCCUGUGGUUGCCGUAGGGGGAGGGGCCAGCCUGGGACGAGAGCCACAGGAAAGCGGCUCCAUCUACCUCCAGUUCACCUGCUCCACUUCCCUGCAGCUCGAGGUCAUCUUCGAGGUGCUCGAAGAGUACGAUUGGACCUCCUUCUCUGUGGUGACCACCCGUCAUCAUGGCUACGAGGACUUCCUGGCUAUGGUGGAGGGCAUGACGGACGAUUCAUUUAUCGGCUGGGAAAAGAAGAGUGUGGUGAUUCUUAAUGUGACAGAUGACCCUGGAGGGACCCGAGCCAAACGGCUGCUCAAAGACAACGAAGCCCAGGUCCGUCUGCUGUACUGCUCCCUAGAGGAGGCUGAGCUGGUUUUCCGUGCUGCCUCGGCAGCAGGUCAGGCCGGACCCAGUCACAUGUGGUUCGCCGUGGGACCGGCCCUGUCCGGUUUGGGCCUGGAGGGGCUGCCCAAGGCCUUAUUCGCCAUCCGGCCACAGGGCUGGAGGGACGAGCCACGAAGGCGCAUUGCCAAAGGCGUCUCUGUGCUCACCCAUGGGGCGAUGGCUCUGCGGAGGGACCAGGGGAGCACCAGCCGGUCACAGUACGCUGGCAACUGCCAGAGUGACAGCAACCAGACCCACCGAGUGCCAGACAGAAUCAGGUACUUCAACAACAUAUCCAUCGGUGGCCGUGAUUAUUCCUUCAACAGUGAUGGCUACCUGUCCAAUCCGCUGCUUGAUGUCAUCUCCUACACCAAUGGGAGAGGCUGGGAGGAGGUUGGCUGGUGGGAGAACGGCCACCUGCGUCUGCGUUACCAUCCCUGGUCUCGUUAUGGCUCCUUCCUGAAGCCUCUGGAUGACUCCCAGCACCUCCGAGUGGUUACUUUGGAGGAGAGGCCCUUUGUCAUCGUUGAGCCGGCUGACCCAGGAACCAGCUCCUGCAUUCGGGACUCUGUACCCUGUCGAAUGCCCGUCAACACCAGCUUGGUGGUGGACGGCACCGGGCCCAUGAAGCACUGCUGCAAAGGGUUCUGCAUCGAUGUUCUCAAGCGACUGGCAAAGAUUGUGGGUUUCACCUAUGACCUCUACCUGGUGACCAAUGGCAGGCAUGGGAAGAACAUUGACGGGGAGUGGAACGGCAUGGUGGGAGAGGUGGUAUCCAACAGGGCAGACAUGGCCAUCGGUUCUCUCACCAUUAACGAAGAGAGGUCAGAGGUCGUAGAGUUCUCCGUUCCAUUCGUGGAGACUGGCAUCAGCGUCAUGGUUUCUCGCAGCAAUGGCACCGUGUCACCUUCUGCUUUCCUUGAGCCCUACAGCCCAGCCGUGUGGGUAAUGAUGUUUGUGAUGUGCCUGUCGGUGGUGGCUGUCACCGUCUUCAUCUUUGAGUUCUUCAGCCCCGUGGGAUACAACCGCAGCCUGCAGAGCGCCAAGAAGUCAGGUGGAUCUAAGUUCACCAUAGGGAAGUCCGUGUGGCUGCUGUGGGCACUGGUCUUCAACAACUCUGUGCCUGUGGAAAAUCCCAGAGGAACCACCAGCAAGAUCAUGGUGCUGGUGUGGGCCUUCUUCGCUGUCAUCUUCCUGGCCUCCUACACCGCCAACCUGGCUGCCUUCAUGAUUCAGGAGGAGUACAUCGACACGGUGUCAGGGCUGUCGGAUAAGAAGUUCCAGCAGCCGACAGAGCAGUACCCGCCACUGCGUUUCGGAACGGUGCCAAAUGGCAGCACGGAGGAGAACAUCCGCUCCAACUAUCCCAACAUGCACCAGUACAUGAUCCGCAACAACCAGAAGGGUGUGGAGGAGGCCAUUGAAAACCUCAAGACUGGGAAACUGGAUGCCUUCAUUUAUGACGCUGCGGUGCUGAACUAUAUGGCCAGAAAGGAUGAGGGCUGCAAGGUGAUGACCAUCGGCUCUGGGAAGGUGUUUGCCACCACGGGCUAUGGCAUCGCCCUGCACAAGAACUCCCGCUGGAAACGCCCACUGGACCUGGCUCUGCUGCAGCUGGUUGGAGACGAUGAGAUUGAUAUGUUGGAGCGUCUCUGGCUGUCGGGUAUCUGCCACAAUGAUAAGAUCGAGGUAAUGAGCAGUAAGCUGGACAUUGACAACAUGGCAGGGGUCUUCUACAUGCUGUUGGUGGCCAUGGGCCUCAGCCUCUUGGUAUUUGCCUGGGAGCAUAUGGUGUACUGGAAACUAAGGCACUGUGUGAAACGAUCUAGCGGAAUGGACUUUCUCCUGGCUCUCAGCAGGGGGAUGUACAGUUGCUGCCAGUUUGAGGAUGAGACAGCACCUGGAGGUAGCUCUUUGCCCCAAUACCACACCAUGACCACCAUGCCUACUGCAGCACAACAACACCUUGUUACAGCCACAAUUAAUAACACGACUGCCAUUGCCAUGGUGCAGCAGCAACAGCAACAGAAGCACCACCAGCAACAGGGGCCGACCUAUACAACCAUGCUACCCGGAUCGCCGCCCACUACAGGACACUCAGCAAUGGCCAUGGGACCCUCGAACAGCCCCUUACUGGAAGGCCCCAUGCCCUGCUCCAGCUUCUUGCCUCGCCAUGACCGCAGACUUGCUGUGGUCGAUCGCUGGAACAGGCCAAAGCCAGAAAAAGUCAUGAGCGGAGGCAGUGGUACAGGAGUGGGUAUUGGGGGAAUAGCAGGAGGGAUCACUGAACUUCAGGCCCCACAGUAUCAGCUGAAUCUUGGACAACACUGGAACCUGCAAGGUGGAGUUGCAGGUGGAGCAGGGGGAGGAGGUGACACAGGGCUAGAUGAAUAUAAGCGUUACUAUGGUCCUAUAGAUCCAGAGGGGCUAGGAGCGAACUCUGACCAACAGGCCGGGGGUCCCCAGCAGACUCCCAAAACUAAUCCUCGAGGUCCCAAAGCCUCAGGGAUGCCACGGCUACCUUCUAAAGGCCCUCAACAAGGCCCAGGGCACUUAAUCCCCAAGCCACCUCCACUGAUCCCAUCUUCCCCACGAAGGCCUCCUUUCUGGCGACGAGGAAGCGUAGCUCAGGCAAGCAGAAAAAGCUCAGGAGGUCCCCUGUAUGAGAAUAUACUCCCCCUAGGGAGGCGAGGAGGUGGGAGGUAUGGAGCAAGCGAUGGAGGUGGAAGGAGAGGGCGACGUCCUCCUCCACCUCCUCUUCUGCCUGUCCCUCUCUCCUCCCCAACACACACUCCUACCACUCCCUCCUCCCCAGGCCGUUUCUACUCCUCUUGCUCCAGUGCCUCAUCCUCUUCCUCCUCCUCUACCUCCUCCUCUUCUUCUUCCUCUGUCUCACUCUCUCGGUCAAAUUCUCCCUCUUCCUGCUCCAGUGACAGCUCCUACAACUCCUCGUUAAGUUUUCGGUAUCGAGCAGGCGACCGGGAUCUUACCGUUGAUGAUGAUUGUGACUCAGAACUGCUUACAGAGGAGUCCAGCCUCCUCCUGGGGACGCGGAGGAAGAUUCGUUCACGCCGGAUGUCAUCACGCUCGCUGCCAUGCAGCCCGCCACCUCCACCAAUCCCGCCCCGGAAGCCACGCCUUCAGAGAGAUUAUGACAGAGACAGCAGAGAGAGAACAGGCAGCCAGCUGGCCCAAUUACAGGAGUGGUGGGCAUCAUGGGGAGACAAAGAGCGAGGGAGGGGAGGAACAACUAUCCGGGGAGAUGGAGGAGUGGGAAGAGAUGAAAAGAGACUCCACAAAGAGAGGGAGCGUGAGAGGAAGAGGAGGAAGAAGGGCAGAAAGAAGAAGAAGAGGGAAGACAGGGAGAGAGAAAGGGAGCGAAAGCGGCGCAAAGCAAAGAAAAGGAAGAAAGACGAUAAGACGAGGAAGAGAGAGCGGAAGAGGCCAGAGCAGGAGGGAGGAGAUGCUGAAAAAAGAGAGGAACUCAAAUCAGGGACAUCAGAUUACCCAUCAUACCCACCCCUGAGGCGAGAAUCUUUUCGGAAAAAGAGUGAAAGUUCAAUCCGAAGCUAUGGAUGGAACAUCCCAGGCGAAGAGGAGAGGAAGGAAAGAGAAGAGAAAGAGAGGGAUGAUGGGGACGACAGCAGAGGAAAAGAAAGACAAAACAGGAGAAGGAACAGCAAGCACUAUCAUAGCUCUAGCAGUAAGCCUUCAACAUCUGUCAAGUUCUGGGGAGGGGUCAACCCAUCCUCCGACACCAUUCCAUCUGCCUUUCUGCCCUUGUUGCCUGUCUCCUCUAAACGGAGAAAGAGUUCAGACAGGGAUGCUGUAGGAAUAGAAGGAGAGAGGAGACCAUUGCUGGGACGGGACGGAAGAGGUGAAAUACAUUCCAAGGAAGGGUUAUCUUUCCACAAGUGGGAGUCUGAAGUAGAAGCUGAGGAAGAAGAUUCUGAGCUGGAAAAGAGGAAAGCUGAGCGUGGAAAGAGGCGUGGAGGAGGAAGGACAAUGUCCGAUGAGGAGCGGGAACGUGAUAAGGUAGUUGGGAUAUAUUCUGAUGAUGAUGCUUCUUCGGGAGAGUUUGGGAAGUUUGAGAGGUACUGGGAGGAUCAUGAAGGCAGGGCUGUAGGAGGAAUUGGUGGGGGAGGUUGGUUUUUCAGCACUUACCCCUCCAGGGAAAAAGCUAGCAGCAUCAACAGUAGAGAUGACCUGUUCUUGGAGCGAGGAGAGAGGUGGGGGACAGCAGAAAGUGGAUGGGGGUCUAGUGGAGGUGGAGUUGGUGGUGUUGGUGAAGGAGAAGGAGUAGAUAGAGUGUGGGGAUCAGGAUCAAACUGGCCCCCUACUCCGCUCACGCCACCACCUCCUCGACGAUACUGGUCAGUCGACAAACUCCACAUACAGGAUGAGAAGAAGAGUAAACGCAAGUCAAAGGACAAGGGAAGAGGGCACGCAGCUUGUUCUUCCUGUCAUUCCCCUCGACAUCAACUGCACUCACAUUCCUCCAAAUGGGCCCGUAUAACCUCGCGAAGUGAAGAAGAGCUUUACCACCAAAGUUUUGGUGGUCCCCUGAAGCCCAAACAUGACUCCUCAUCCGCCUCCAAACCUGAUCGCUCACAGAAUCCAUCCAAAUCUGGCAGCCAGUCAAACCUCAGUAUCCAGCAGCGAACACAGAGAACAGAUAGGGAGCGAGAUCGAGGACGACAAUCAUCCCCACCUCCGAGCCUCAUAACAAACUUACCAACCCCACUCCCUGCCCUUCCAGCUCCUCCGUCCUCAUCACACCCUAUCCAUGUUCCUCUCCCUACCUCUUCCUCUUCUGUAUCCUCUCCCUCUGUGGUCUCAUCAACCCCAGGGGCCUCCCAGCCCUCCUCCAUGGCUUCGGCAAGUGCUAAACUACAGUACCAGAGGUUGCGCUCUGUUCCCCAGCCCCAGAGGUUUCCUCAGUCUCCUCACUUACCCCUCAAAGCCAAGAGCCUUUGCUCGCGAAGGGGCUCAGCCCAUUUCUCCAGCGUGGAGAGCGAGGUCUGAUAUUCAACAAGGUAUCAAAAGUCAUAAGAGAGCCCUGCAAGGCUGAGUCCAAGCAGGUGAUCUGGAUCUGGAUCUGCCCGGCAGCAAACAUUGCUGUGUAGCCAAGUCAGUACAAUAUACACACUGAGCCCUUUCCUAAAGUUCUGCACAAACAAACAAGCCCUAUGGGGUAGGUCAAAGGAAAACAGGAGCAAUCUUGUGCUAAAUCUUGUUUCCUUACAUACCUCUCAGUAUGUGAAAGACCACAGCAACAACUUGCAUCCUGAACUGGAUUAUUAACCAAUUACACUAAAAGCAAAUCCGACAUUAAAAAUGGUACAACUGAAGGAGACUCCUUUGCUAUAGACAGUAAAGGGCUUUGGAUGUGGACGCAGAGCAGUAGUUUGUAUUCAGAUGAUUCUUAAUGCUUACUGAGGGCUCAGGAACUUUGUAGUACUGUAUGCCUGUUGCUCUCGGAAGCCUUUAACACAGAACAGUAUUCUUAUAUUUUUCCCUUAAACAAAUCGCUUACCCCUACUUUUCUUUUUCCUUAAAAAACUGUUUACACCCCCGCAGAACUGUGACACCCUCCCGAGGCACCUUUGUUGUAUAUGAUAACUUCUUGUUUUGAGAGAGAGGAGGAUUAUUGUCUUCUCUAUGUUAUCCAUACAACCUCUCCUGUUCUCUUCACUUUUAUUCUACCCUAUCUUUUCUGCCUUUUUUCUAUCUUAUCACCCCUUAUUUUCUUUCUCCUUUUCUCUGCUUUACCUUUCUUUCCUUUUCACUUUAUUCAAGUGUCUGUCUUCUCAUCUCUCUUGUCAACUCCUCUCCUGUCCUCCAAUCUUGGCUCCUCUCGUUGAUGUGAUUAUUCUGUGUGUCUGUGCUUUUCUGUGUUUGUAUUCUUGACAACAGGGUAAGUCAACUGUGACUGAUAUUCUACUGGCUUAAUGAAAAGCUGAGUGCCAAACUAAAGUAGAGCUCGAUAUCAAUCUGUACAAUGUUAGUUGUUUCCUUUUAUCUCACAGAGUUUUUCAUCAUCUUUCAAAUCUGCGCACAUGCAAAUACACACUCACACACACACAUAAAAGUGAACACAAACAGUCUGCAUACAUGCAGAUGCAAGGACAAGUGCUUCUAAACAAGUCAAUUCAUCUAUUCUCUUUCUUGAGCAAUACAUUAUUCACCAUCUGUUCAUGUUAUAAUGUUAUACUUUUAAACUUUUAUUUUACGUCUGUGUUGUAGUUGUUGUUGGUGUUAUUAAUUGUUUUCUAUAUAUAUACAUGUAUUAAGUCUAAUACAAUGUAAGCACUGUGCCAUACUACUCAAGCUGACCAUGAAACGUUUUUCUCAACUACCUAACUACAACAAUGGAGGCAGUGUCUUUUCCCUCCCUGUAUUUGACUGAAUGUAAAGUCAGCCGCCAUCAAGUGUGCUGCAAUAACAAUUAAGACACUUGGAGAUUGAAAUUUUAGCAAUUAUGAUGUUUAGCGUCCGUGACUAAUUGAGAGUUGACUUCAGUUCAUUGUUGAUGUAGCCUGACGUAAGCAACAGUAUGCUAACGUUGCAGGGUAAGUCCGCAGUUGGUGAUGAAGGAUUAGAUCUGCAAUGGGUUAAAGUUUAAAUAGAUUUUCUGCUGUUUGUUUUCCUCUGCAAAUCCUCCAAGUAGGGCCAAGACUAGAAUACAGCAAACAUUUGCAAAACUCAAACUAAUCAAACUAGGAUUGAGGAGGAGUGUGUCUAACAUGCUAGGUGUAGCUACACAGUUUUGUUACAAGUUGGAAGAUUGUUGCAGGGAAAUACAUACUUAUAGCCUUAUGCUAAUUGCUCCUGCCAUAUGUUUUGUGUAAGGUAUGAGUAUCAAGGUAUGUACUUUAGUCAACAUGUAUGGGGUUAACCUUAUGCUAUCGUACAGUGUGGGAGACAGUGUGAUUCGAAAGGGAGCAUUUUGAUUUGUGCCAAAUUAGAUCUAGUGCAAGUGCCGUAUUGAUGUCAAAGAGACUGUGCCUAUGUUGAAUGCUAGUUAGCAGGUGAGACGGUUUUGAAGAAGUUUGGGUGACGGUGUAUGAAAGAUUAAGUAUCACCUCCUUUGCGAUUUAGUUGAUUUAAAAAGUAUUUCUCGCCAUGUAAAUGUGUAAUCAAGAGCUAAAGCUCUUUAAUCCAUUACCGAGCUGACACCAGCAGUUACACUCCGAUGUCAAGCACUUAGAUAGAGUACCUACAUAUAUCCACCAACAUUAGAAUUUAGCAUCAGGACAUCAGUGGAGUUUUAGUGAAGAGGCAAGAACCACUGAGACAACAACAGCAUUUGUGCUUUUCAGUUGGUCAUAACGCCUGAGCCAUCUUUCCAUUUACAGUUUGGACAGCUCUUGUUUGCCUGGAACUGCAUCUGAGCCAUAAUGUACUUCACCUGAAGAAAUCAAAAAGAGAACUUAAGUUUUUAUCAUAAACUUAAAAAGAAAAUCUAUAUAUAUAUUUAUCAUAUAUAUAAAUUUGUGGUGGUGGGUAGUGUUAGAGAAAAUUGUUGUUUAUCAUCUUGAUAUUUGGGGAUAUUGUUUCUCAUUCCAAGUCCAUUGCAAUAAUAAUAUAAAUAUUAUGUGUUCAAGAACACAUAUUCCCUCAUAUUCACUGUCAACAGGGAAAUUAUAGAUUUACUUUCUUUAGCAAAGAUUGACUGUAUUAAGCAAAGUUGGAGGAAGUUCAGUGCUUUGCUUAUUCCAAUCAGCAAUCAACAGCUUAUACAAAUGUCUAUGAAAGCAAGAAAAGCGUUGUGUGUGACAUGUUUCUGUGCAUUCACACUGCAAGCAAUUCAAGUCUGUUGUCUCAAGUACAAACAAUCUCUGCAACCUAAAAAAAUGCUUGAUUUUGCCUUUAAAAAGUUGGCAGCAGUCAAACCAUUUGGGCUCAUUUCUCUUGCUGUGUCUGUUGCUGAAACAGUACAGCAUUAGUGAGCUAGCAUAAACAGGUAAUUGUAGCGUAAUUAUUAAACCCAAUGCAUUUUUGGCAGGCUCACCCUGUGUAGGUGGUUGUGGUAGAGACGAUUGGCUUAGGUCAGGCAUUGACCUCGAGCACUUAGGCUCAGGAUAGCCCAUUGCUAGGGGCAUAGGACCAGAACAAAUCAGGGUACCGGUCCCUUGAGCAAGCAUAGAUGCCUGGCCAAUCCUAUUGUUUAAAUGCUACGCACAGGUGUGCUUUGACAAGAAAUGCAGUUGGAUUCAUAAUGACGCAUAACUUUCAUUGGUGCAGAGCAGUAGCUGCUAGUGGUGUGAACACAAAGCUUGGUAGUUUCCUCAGAGAAAUGAGCCACCUACUGUAUCUUUCCUUCUCUCCACAUGCCUCUUUUUUCUCAUGUCUAUCCAUUGUGUUGUUGCGUGUCUGCAAUUGUAAAGCUGGUCUGUUUUAAAAAAAAGUAUCUGUGGCUAUAUUUAUUUCAUAACAAAAAAAAAUGGCAUAUCUAAAUAUAUAUGAUAGUAUAUUUCAAGGCGCUAAGAUCUAUGUUAUAUAAGUUUGUCUACUAAAUUUUCGGUAUUAUCUCAAUGAAUAUGUCUUUUUUGUCUGUU